AUGCAAGGAAAAUCAGUCAGAGCAUCACAUAUCCUAUUAAAAUCUACACAAUCAAGAAACCCAUAUGAUAGAGUUAGAGAUAAAUAGGUUACUAGGUACUUAAAUCUUAUAUUUAAAUUAGAUCAGAUGCUGAUGCAGAGAAGGGAAUUAGAGAAAUAAGAGCAUAGGUUGAAAACAAUUUAAAUUUAUUUGCUAAAAUAGCUUAAGAGAGAAGUGAAGUAUAUAAAUAAAUUAAAGAAAUAAUAGUGUUCUUCUUGUUAAAAGGGUGGAGAUUUAGGUGAAUUUACUAGGGGAUAAAUGUAAAAGUAGUUUGAAGAUGUGGCAUUUGCAUUAAAGGUUGGUGAGUUGAGCCAACCAGUGAAAAGUGAUUCUGGAUGGCACAUCAUUCUUAGAACAGGUUGAU
This is a messenger RNA of Paramecium pentaurelia, 403 nucleotides long. NCBI's taxonomy places the organism in Eukaryota, Ciliophora, Oligohymenophorea, Peniculida, Parameciidae. The record is from the annotation of a GenBank genome assembly.